AUGCUCAGUGUUCCUGUCACGUGACUCAUGUCAUGGCCGCCUCCAUGGCUCGGGGCGGCGUGAAUGCCGGGUUUUUGCUCCGGGCGGCCAGAGGCUCCAGGUGGAGCUGGUCCGGGGAAACGGCGACCCCGGAGACAAUCAGGAAACUGAGGACUGCAGGCUCUGCAACCGCUGGGGAGGCGGCCGGAGGCCCUGAGCGGCCUGGGGACGUGGUGAACGUGGUGUUCAUAGAUCGGUCAGGACAACGGAUCCCGGUGAGCGGUAGAGUCGGGGACAAUGUUCUGCACCUGGCCCAGCGCCACGGGGUGGACCUGGAAGGGGCCUGCGAAGCCUCCCUGGCCUGUUCCACCUGCCAUGUGUACGUGAGCGCGGCCCACCUGGACCUUCUGCCCCCGCCUGAGGAGAGGGAGGACGACAUGCUGGACAUGGCGCCUCUGCUCCAGGAGAACUCACGGCUGGGCUGCCAGAUCGUCCUGACUCGCGAGCUGGACGGCGCGGAGUUCACACUGCCCAAGAUCACCCGAAACUUCUACGUGGACGGCCACGUGCCCAAACCCCACUGACGUCACCCCCACGGCCCUGGGACUUGCCGGGAGAGCCACGGGGGGGGGGGGGGGAGGGCGGGACGGGCUCAGGUGGGGACCUGGAGCGGCCCCUCCCGGGUGGGGGACAGGGCCCGGCCUGGGCGCCUCAGCCCCGACCCCAGCCUCUGAGAGCAGGGGCGUGCGCAACGGCGUGGGCUCAAAUUGAGCCGCAAUAAAAACUGUCACGGAUG
Perognathus longimembris pacificus (Pacific pocket mouse) is the source of this 775-nucleotide messenger RNA. It is a transcript of the gene Fdx2, whose product is annotated as ferredoxin 2. Gene Ontology annotation, cellular component: mitochondrion. NCBI's taxonomy places the organism in Eukaryota, Metazoa, Chordata, Mammalia, Rodentia, Heteromyidae. Gene Ontology annotation, molecular function: 2 iron, 2 sulfur cluster binding. The transcript has 5 exons. The record is from RefSeq and is a predicted model, not a curated record. Gene Ontology annotation, biological process: positive regulation of oxidoreductase activity; P450-containing electron transport chain. Bases 33 to 563 code for a protein of 176 amino acids.